Messenger RNA from Onthophagus taurus, 4884 nucleotides. RefSeq names its product U3 small nucleolar RNA-associated protein 6 homolog. Lineage: Eukaryota; Metazoa; Arthropoda; Insecta; Coleoptera; Scarabaeidae. Gene Ontology annotation, cellular component: Pwp2p-containing subcomplex of 90S preribosome; small-subunit processome. Gene Ontology annotation, molecular function: protein binding; snoRNA binding. Gene Ontology annotation, biological process: maturation of SSU-rRNA from tricistronic rRNA transcript (SSU-rRNA, 5.8S rRNA, LSU-rRNA). The record is from RefSeq and is a predicted model, not a curated record.
CUGUCAUUAAUAGAAUAUUGAGGUUAUGUUUAUUAAAAGAAUUUGUAUUAAUUAAAGGAAUUUAAAGAGACAAACUACUUUUUUUCAAAUUUGUUAUUGAAUUUUAAAGUAUAUAGUAGUUAUAUAGUAUUAAUUAAAUAAUGGAAAGGAAACGCUUUGAAGCUUUACUCACAGAUGAAGCUCUUACAAACGAAAUGGAAGAAAUCAGAGUUUUGAAAGUUUUUUCAGAAACAGAAUUAACAGAUAUCAAGGAGAAAAAACGUGAUUUAAGGUUAAAACUUCGUGGGCCAACUCGAACAAGUAAAGAUUUGAAAGAAUGUAUAAACUACGAAAAAAGAAUUGUGGCGGAAAUAACGGAUCGUUUAAAACAUGAAAAGAAAUCAUCAAUAACAAAUGCUCUAGUUGAAAACAUACGGUACAUUUAUGAUGUUGGAAUAAAAAUAUUUUCGAACGAUGCUACAUUGUUGAUGGAAUGUUUUGAUUUUUGUCGAAAAGUAAAAUAUUUUCAUGGAUGUCAAGCUGCAGUUGAUAUGAUGUAUAAAUUGCAUCAAAAUAAUGAUAAAGUUUGGUAUUUAAUCGUACGCUUUUAUGCAUACGAUAUUGGUAAUGUUCAUAAAGGUUAUCGAUUACUUAAUGAAGGUUUAAAUUUACACAAAUCAAGCAAAAUCCUCUUAAAAGAAAAAUUUGAAUUAGAAAUUAUACUUGCAGUUGGAAGAAAUUUUAAAAAAACUGAACCUCAAGCAAUAGAUCUUAUGGAAAAAGAAAAUGUGUGUUUAGAAAAAUUAAAGAAGCAUUUUGAAGAUAUUAAAGGAUUAGUACAUGCAAGUGAUUUAUAUGUAGAUAUAGUCCAAGCAAUUGAAAAAUAUGACUUCACACAACCAAUACAGAAAAGCAUUGUUACUUAUUUAUAUCAAAAUUAUUCAUCAGAAGCCAUUGUUUGGGAUAUUGUUGCCAAACGAGAGGCGAAAGGAUUUUUUGAUUUACUAGAUAUGGAACUAAAACCAAACAGAACAUCUCAAGAAGCAAUGUUUGAUCAGUGUAUUCGCCGAUAUCAGGAUGGUUUGAAUUUGGUUCAAGGGACUGAAAAACGGAAACUGUGGAGAAUUUAUUUAGAUUAUUUGGUGGAUCAAGAGAAAGAUAUUCCAGCGGUUACAAAAAUGAAAAUGACUAUGCUUCGAAAAGGUUUAGAUGAAGCAUCUGCGCAGGGUUAUAAAUUUCCUGAUCAUUAUUUAACUUGGUUAGCAUUUCAAGAACAUGGAAAUGACAUGGAAGCUCUUAUGCAUGGUGGAGGAACAGUAAUGUUUCCAAAAAAUCCUGACGUUUGGUGCGCAUAUUUAAAAAGAGCAAUGAAAACCCAAGAUGCUCUUUUAAUGAGGGAUGUAUUCCAUCGAGGUUUAAUGAAAUUAAAAGAUAAAUCAUAUCCACUUUGGUUACAAAUGAUCAGAUACGAAAUGUUAAUGGGUCACGAAGAUCAAGUUAUAUCUCUGUACAAAGUCGGAUGUAAAUCUUUAGGAGAAGUCAGUGUAAAAUUACGACCGCGAUUUCUUGAUUACCUCCUCUUAACAAAAGGCAUAACCGUUGCUCGCGCUUCCUAUUUAGAUAUGAUGAACUUUCUUCCUCCUUCUAAACAAUUACACAGUAAAAUGGCUGAAUUAGAACUCUCACAAAUCAACAUUAACAUGGCACAAUUAGAACAAGUCUACAAAAACGCUAUCCAACAAUUUGGUAAAACGGAUGUGGACGUUUGGUUGGAUUAUAUCAGUUUUUAUUAUAAAAUAAAAAGAAGUGCUGAUUUAAAAAAGAGCACUGAUAAAGUUUGCGCUGAAGCCAAACAGCAGUUGAGUGAGGAAUUAAUUUCACAAUUUUCAAUAAAACUUAUAGAAUUUUUAAAAGAAAUGGAAAUUGUUAAAUAUUAGACAAAUAAGUUAGAAAUUAUUAAUUAUCUUUUAAUAUAAUAAUUAGAUAGAUAUAAGGUAAAAAUAAGACGUAUAUAUAAGAUAAAUUUAUAUUAAUUAAUUUUAAUGAAUGUUAAGAAAGUAAUUAAUUGAUCUAAUUGACCAAGUCGUCGCUCAAGCAAGUGUAACACAUAUUAGUGUUCCAACUACACUUGACUAUUAGUUGCUGGUUACAUGUACUUGAACACCUUACUUUUAAUCAAGUGUUCUAAUCGCACUGGUACAUGUGCUUAUCCGUAAACCGGUAAAUUGACAAAAUAGCCUGGAGCAAGCACAUUUUGUUCUGUUAUUUAGAAUUAUAAAACUGUUCCAUAUAACAAUAUCACCACAAACAUUGAUCAUAUAUUUUCAAAACUUACCUUAACACAGCGUUUCUCAACCUGUGGGGCGCCCCCCCCUAGGGGGGCGUCAUAAUUCUACAUGGGAGGCGCCAACACAUCAAAAUGAAAAAAAAAGAUAAUUACUAAUAAAAAAUUAAUGUCAUUCUGACAUUACAAAAAAUGAAGUAAGUACAGUACACGCUUAAACUAAUACACUCAUACUAUUACCUAGGCAUUUAAUUACUAUAAAUAUAAUUGUAUCAGGUACUGUCAAAUGCCAAAUGAAACUAAUAAUAGACUCAUCAGUACUAAAUUAAAAGUAGCUGUAAUGAUUAUAAUUAUUAGUGACUCCCUUGGGCCUGUCUCGCACAGCAAAGUUUUUCAAAAGAAGGUUUUAUAUUACAAAUAGCCACUCUCAGUUCUUUGGUCUAUAUUCAGUCGAGACCUAUAUUUUGUCUUUAAAGCAGCCACCGCAGAAAAUCCGGCUUCAAAAAGGUAGGAUGUUGAAAAUGGUAAUAAUAUACGAAAUGCUCUUCUUUUCAGUGGAGAAAAUUCAUCAUUCAAUCCAGUCCAAAAUUCAAGAGAGAUUUAUUACUAAAUUCUCUCCAUUACUAAAUUUCGCCGCUUGCAGUAAAGUCUAUGAAGAUUUCUUCUUCUGCAGUUGAGAGACCUUCGUGAGUAGUUCGAAAUGGAUCCCUAACCCACUCGUAACUUGCUGCCAAUGUGUCGUCAGCAAGAAAAUAUUUUCAAAAUUCUGUGCCAACAUGGCUAAAUGACUCUAUUAUAACAAAAACAACUUUCACAUACUGUUCUUCUUUCUUGUAUGUUUUGAAAUAUUCAUUCACCUUUGCAAACAUUUCUAGUUUUUUUUUGUUUUACAUUUCUGCUCCACAGCUCCAAAUUUCUACAGAAAGCACUAACUUUAUCACUGCUAUCCCACAUGUGCGUGUUUGCUCCUUGGAGUUGUAGAUUCAAUACCCUGAAUCAAUAAUUUCUCGAAUAUGUAACCAAUUUCAUCACAAAUAAAGCAUCUCGAAACUUUUUGGCUUCCAGGCGGUUUUCCUCUCCUAGAAAAGUGGCAAUUUCCUCUUUUAACUCAUAAACACGUAGAAAUUUCCCACGCGAUGGCCUCACAAUAAAAUAGCAACGUUGAAUGUUCUGCACCCAUAUCUUUGCAAAGUGCAUUAAAAAUUCUUGAUUUUACGGGUCUCAUUUUUAUAUAAGUUACUACAGUUACAACCGUCGUUAGCACAAUGUUGAGACCAGGACUCAUUUCUUUGGAAACCAGAGCCUUUAUGUUCCAAACACAUUGCGGAGAUUUUUGUUUCACAAGUGCUUGUAAGCUUUGGAAUCUUCCAGACAUUGUAGAAUCACCAUUGGUGCAUAUUCCAACGCAAUUCUUCCACUCUAUGUUUGCCUCAUUAAUAAAAUCAUUUAAAAUAUCAAAUAAAGUGAGUGCUGUUGCUUUGAGUUCUAUAGGUUUGCAGAAAAAUAGUUCUUCUACUGCCGAUAUGCGAUCACAAAAUCAAACAUCGGCCGUUAAAUGAGCGUCUUUAUUGCUAUCUGUUGCGUCGUCAAGCUGGAUCGAAAACAAUUUGUCAUACAACUUUUCAAGAAGCUGGUGCUGUACAUCUUCGGCUAUAUCACCAAUUCGGCGGGCAACAGUAUCAUUUGAAAGAUGUAUAGAUUGUAAUUGUUUGGCAAAAUUAUCUCCAAACAUAGUUUCUACAAUCUCCAUCGCAGCUGGCAGAAUAAGGUCUUCACCAAUGGUGUGAGCCUUUUUAUAUCUGGCUAUUUUAUAUGUUACUUUGUAAGAGGCAAGUAAAACUUUUUCGUUCACAAACAAAGUUUUUUUGAAGAAUGAUUUUGCGCUUCAUAUGACUAAUUUGAAUUCAAAGAAUUCUCGGGGCUUGUUAACGUACUCACUAUGAAGUGUUUCCAAAUGGCGUCUAAGUUUAUUAGGUUUCAUGCUGCCUGCUGCCAAAAUUUUUAAACAAAUGACGCAAAAAAAGGUAGGGGGUCGCCAUAAAAAUUGUUAUUGCAAAUUGGGGCCCGAAUACUGAAACGUUGAGAAACGCUGCCUUAACAGUUUGUUAAUUAUUCACUGUGCUACAAAUUCUAACUUUUUUUUGUGUAUAGUAGAUCAGUUGAGUGUUUUUAGUUAAUUAUGAAUUGCUGAUUUCAAAUAUGCUUUCCAUUUUUUUGUAACACGUCACGUUUUUUUUUUAUUCAGGCUUCUCACAGCUACGAGUCUUAGGAUUUUGUAGGGAAACUAUAGAUGCAAUGAAUUUGAUAUUUGGCAAAUUGAUAUAAGGUGAAGACCUUCUAGUGGUAGUGUCAUGUUUGUAUGUAGAUACCAUUUCCGGUUACACCGGAAAUUGUUACUGACAUCACUAUUAUUAAGAAAAUUUGAAAAUUUUAUUUAGCAGUUGGUUACAUAAUGUAAUUCUAAACAACUUUUUUGCACGAUCGGACUAUUUUGUUUAUUUACGAGUAGUGUUUCUGUGACGGUACCGUUCUAGAACGGUAAAACUUACUCGUGUGAUUACACGACUCGGUCUACGACCUCGUCGUGCAAUUCUCCACACUCGUACAGUAAUUAUGUUUCU